Molecule: messenger RNA, 873 nt
Organism: Exophiala bonariae
Lineage: Eukaryota; Fungi; Ascomycota; Eurotiomycetes; Chaetothyriales; Herpotrichiellaceae
Exons: 3
Coding region: 1-873 (290 amino acids)
Source: RefSeq, a predicted model, not a curated record
AUGUACCUCCAAGCCGCAACUGGGGCAUCCACAGGCGUCCAACUGGAGAAUCGUCUCCGAGCCUCGGUGCGACACAAUACAGCCGAAAAUCUUGGUCGCCCCAUCCUCGAUAUGCUCAGCCACCGCUGGAAGACGGCUCUCCCUGUGCAAGACUCAGGAAAGAUCACGUUGCUUGAUGAGGACCAAGAGCAAUAUGUCAGAGGGCACAAAGUCCCAGGUAAUUUCGCCCUCGCUGCUGGCAGAAUUCAUGUGGGAGUCGUUUUGAACGUCGAGGGCUACAAAAUCGACGACCACGUCACUAUGUCAGGCUUCUGGAUGGACGGUAACAAGUUCGUCACGACUGCUCAGUUUCUGGAUCUCAUUCAUGGCACCGAUUACAAGGAGACGGAGCUGCUUUUAAGGAAUCGGGGCUUCAUUUCGAACGCUGGCGUUUCAAACGCCUUUUUGUCGGGUGACCGAAGUGGACAAAUUGCGGGUGCUACAGGAGACAAUUUCUGGCGUGUGGACCUAGCUUUCGUAGACUAUGCCUCGGACCUUGCAGUCUUUAUCCCGACGCGAGAGUCUACAGAAAAGCGAGGUGACCCAGCACAUUCUGUCACAUCAGCAGACCUUGCUAUGACCAAAUCCCGCCUAGAUUUCAAUCUAGCUGACCAGGGCACGAAUAUUUUCAUUGCCUAUUAUCCUGAUCCUCCACAGACGGUGAAGCAAGCCAAUAUGGGUCCGAAGAACGAGAGGGAAGCGAAGAAAGCAGGGAUCACUGAUGCAUUCCAGUUCAUGGGCUGGAAGACUUUGAAGGCCUUGGGUUUGAUGAAUCAUGUAAUGCUGCCGGUAAUAUUUUUUCAACUCAAGGAAGCACAAGAUAUAAAUUUCUGA